AUGACGUCCGACAUGGUGCAGGAGGAAGUCGAAGAAUCGGCCACUGUUCUUGAGCAACCUCAAGAAAUUAGCCUUCGCAGGGACUUAGUUGAUCUCGUCAAUCUCCUCAUCUCCUCCACCUACAUUCUCCGGUGCUUCCAGUCCAAAUGGCAACUCAUUCGCCUCAAGCUCGAGCAGCUCAGCUCCUCCCUCGCUGCCGCCGACCACUCUUCGAACAGCUCCCGGAUUCUGGACUUGCUGCAGUCGGUAGCUGCAACUGUGGGCGAGGCGCAGGGGUUGGUUGUCCGUUGCGCCGACGAGUCUUACAGCGGGGGGAAGCUUCUGCUCCGGAGCGACCUCGACGUGGUCGCUGCUAAGUUGGACCUCCACCUGAAGCGCCUCGAGGAGGUCUACGCCUCUGGGAUUUUGACCAUCGGCCGAGCCAUCGUCCUGUCGCGGCCGGACGCCGGCGCCAGCCGCGAGGACAUCCGGUUUUACGUGAAGGAUCUUGUGUCCAGGCUCAAGAUUGGGGAUGUGGAGAUGCGGCUGCGGGCGUUGAGCGCGCUCAAUGAAGCUCUUCGCGAGGACGACAGGUACGCUAGGAUUCUGUCCGUGGAGGUCGCCGACGGCGUGGCUUCCCUGGUCACCCUGCUUGAGUACUGCGGGAGAGGCGACAUGCAAGAGGAGGCUGCCGAGGCGGUCGCUGCCGUGGCUCGCUUCGACUCGCACAAGUCUGCACUCGUCAUGGCCGGAGCCGUCGCGCCGCUGAUCCGCCUGUUGGAGACGUCGGGAAUAAGAAUGGUCGCUAAGGAGCGAGCGGCGAGCGCGCUGAAGAUGCUGACGGAAAAUUCCGACAACGCGUGGUCGGUCUCGGCCCACGGCGGCGUGCCGGCUCUCCUCAGCAUCUGCAGCGACGACUCAAGUACCAGCGAGCUGGUGCGUUCGGCCUGCGGCGUGCUGCGGAGCAUCAGCGGCGUGGAGGAGAUCAAGCGGUACAUGGUGGAGCAGGGCGCCGUGGCGGCCUUCAUAAAGCUUGCCGGGGCGAGCGACGAAGUGGCGCAAGUGCAAGGCAUAGAGCUUUUGCUCGCCGUCUCCUGCCACGGCGAGCAGAGCACGUCGGCCAGAGAUGGCAUGCUCGGGGCGCUGGUUCGGGUUCUCGACGCCGGCUCACCCAAGGCGAAGGAGGUGGCGCUGCGGGCGAUUGAGAACCUCUGCAUCACCUCGCCGAGCGUAGCGGUGGCAGACCACCUGGUUGUCUCCGGCUUCCUCGACCGCGCUCUGAUCUUACUGCGGGGCGGCGAGGUCAGCGUUCAGGAGGCGGCACUGAAGGCCGUGUCGCGCCUGGGGAGCGCGUCGGAGGCAGUGAAGCGGGCGAUGGGGGACGCGGGGUUCAUCCCGGAGCUAGUGCGACUCCUCGAGGCGCGGUCGUUUCAAGUGCGCGAGAUGGCGGCGGAGGCCCUCGCCGGCGUACUGUCGGUUCACAAGAACGGGAAACGUUUUGUGAAAGAGGAAGAGAACCUGAACCGGCUGCUCCGGCUGCUGAACCCGGAGGAAAAGUCGGCCACCAAACGGUUCCUGGUGGCGGCGCUCGUGACGCUUACCGAUCACGGCACCACCGUUCGGCGCAGGAUCGCGGCGUCGGGCUGCGUCGAGCACCUGGAGAAGCUGGCGGAGACGGACGUGGCGGAGGCCAAGAAACUCAUCAAGAAGUUGUCGUCGGCCAACAGAUUCACAGCCAUCUUCGCCGGAAUUUGGAGCUCCUGA
Zingiber officinale is the source of this 1743-nucleotide messenger RNA. Its product is annotated as vacuolar protein 8-like. The transcript has a single exon. Lineage: Eukaryota; Viridiplantae; Streptophyta; Magnoliopsida; Zingiberales; Zingiberaceae. Gene Ontology annotation, molecular function: protein binding. The coding region runs from base 1 to 1743 and encodes 580 amino acids. The record is from RefSeq and is a predicted model, not a curated record.